Messenger RNA from Bufo bufo (common toad), 2591 nucleotides. It is a transcript of the gene ERCC2, whose product is annotated as ERCC excision repair 2, TFIIH core complex helicase subunit. Gene Ontology annotation, cellular component: nucleus. The transcript is spliced from 21 exons. Gene Ontology annotation, biological process: nucleotide-excision repair; transcription by RNA polymerase II; positive regulation of mitotic recombination. The record is from RefSeq and is a predicted model, not a curated record. Bases 62 to 2215 code for a protein of 717 amino acids. Gene Ontology annotation, molecular function: ATP binding; hydrolase activity, acting on acid anhydrides, in phosphorus-containing anhydrides; DNA helicase activity. NCBI's taxonomy places the organism in Eukaryota, Metazoa, Chordata, Amphibia, Anura, Bufonidae.
CAUUGACGGCUUGCUGGUCUACUUCCCCUAUGAAUACAUCUAUCCGGAGCAGUUCUCCUAUAUGCUGGAGCUGAAGAGGACGCUGGAUGCCAAGGGUCAUGGAGUCUUGGAGAUGCCGUCAGGGACUGGGAAAACGGUGUCGCUGCUGUCCCUGAUUGUGGCCUAUCAGAGGACUUAUCCUCUGGAAGUGACGAAGCUGAUCUACUGCUCGCGGACCGUCCCGGAGAUAGAGAAGGUGGUGGAGGAGCUCCGCAAGCUGACAGACUACAUACAGGCCCAGACCGGGGACAAGAUCAACUUCCUGGCUUUGGCCCUGAGCUCCAGACGUAACUUGUGUGUGAACCCAGAGGUUAGCGCUCUCCGCUUUGGGAAGGAGAUUGAUGGGCGAUGCCACAGCCUGACGGCUUCCUUUGUGAGGGCGCAGAGACAGCGGGACCCCAGCCUCCCCUCCUGCCGCUUCUAUGAGGAGUUUGAUGCGAUCGGCAGGGAGUCUCCUCUUCCUCCCGGGAUUUACAAUCUUGAUGAUCUGCGGACCCUGGGGAGGCAGCGCGGCUGGUGUCCAUACUUCCUGGCCCGCCAUGCUUUGUCUCAGUGUAACGUCAUCGUGUACAGUUAUCAUUACCUCCUGGACCCCAAGAUCGCCGACCAGGUGUCCCGGGAGCUCGCCAAGAAGUCCGUCGUCGUCUUUGAUGAGGCUCAUAACAUUGACAACGUCUGCAUCGACUCCAUGAGCGUCACCAUCACUCGCCGCAGCCUGGAGCGCUGCCAGAGCAACAUCGACACCCUCAACUCUGCCAUCCAGAAGAUUAAAGACAGUGACGAGCAGAGACUGAGGCAGGAGUACGCCCGCUUGGUGGAGGGGCUCCGCGAGGCUACGGUCGCACGAGAGACGGAUGUUUACCUGGCCAAUCCUGUGUUACCUGAUGAGAUCCUGCAAGAGGCAGUCCCCGGCUGUAUCCGCAACGCUCUGCACUUCCUGGGCUUCCUGCGGCGUCUGGUUGGAUACGUCAAGUCUCGUCUGCGUUCAGGACAUGUGACCCAGGAGGGUCCGGCCGCCUUCCUGCGUGACCUCUAUGAGAAGGUCUGCAUCGAACGCAAACCGAUGAGGUUCUGUGCGGAGCGGUUGCGCUCUCUGACGCGGACGCUGGAGAUGGCCGAUAUCACGGACCUGUCGCCUCUCACCCUCCUCACCAACUUCGCCACCCUUGUCAGCACCUACACCAAAGGAUUCAUGAUCAUCAUUGAGCCAUUUGAAGACCGGACGCCAACGAUUAGUAAUCCCGUCUUACAUUUCAGCUGUCUGGACGCGUCGCUGGCCAUUAAGCCGGUGUUCCAGAGGUUCCAGUCGGUGGUCAUCACCUCUGGGACUCUCUCCCCUUUGGACAUCUACCCCAAAAUCCUAGACUUCCGACCUGUAACCAUGGCGACGUUCACCAUGACACUCGCCCGGGUUUGUCUGUGUCCAAUGGUUGUCGGCCGAGGAAACGAUCAGGUAGCGAUGAGCUCCAAGUACGAGACGAGGGAAGACCUGGCUGUCAUGAGGAACUAUGGGAACCUUCUCCUGGAGAUGUCCGCAGUUGUCCCUGAUGGGAUAGUGGGGUUUUUCACCAGUUACCAGUAUAUGGAGAACAUUGUGGCCUCCUGGUAUGAACAGGGAAUACUGGAGAACAUCCAGAGGAACAAGCUGAUCUUCAUAGAGACCCAGGACGGAGCAGAGACCAGUGUGGCCCUAGAGAAGUAUCAGGAGGCCUGUGAGAACGGACGAGGCGCCAUCUUACUUUCUGUCGCUCGGGGAAAAGUGUCUGAAGGAAUAGAUUUUGUCCACCACUACGGCCGAGCUGUGAUCAUGUUCGGGGUCCCCUAUGUCUACACCCAGAGCCGGAUACUGAAGGCUCGCCUCCAGUUCCUGCGCGAUCAGUUCCACCUGCGGGAGAACGAUUUUCUGACGUUUGAUGCCAUGAGACAUGCUGCGCAGUGCGUCGGCCGAGCCAUCCGCGGUAAGACGGACUACGGGAUCAUGCUGUUUGCAGAUAAGGUACGUGCAGCGCUCCAGGCAUGGCGCCAUUUUAUGGAAGCUCAUCAGGGCAGGACUCCUGGACGGGACGGUCUCUGCUCACGUGUGCACGUGAUGAGGCUGCUGACGGGACGGUCUCUGCUCACGUGUGCACGUGAUGAGGCUGCUGACGGGACGGUCUCUGCUCACGUCUACAUGUGAUGAGGCUGCUGACGGACUGUCUCUGCUCAUGUGUGCACGUGAUGAGGCUGCUGACGGGACGGUCUCUGCUCACGUGUGCACGUGAUGAGGCUGCUGACGGGACGGUCUCUGCUCACGUCUACAUGUGAUGAGGCUGCUGACGGACUGUCUCUGCUCAUGUGUGCACGUGAUGAGGCUGCUGACGGGACGGUCUCUGCUCAUGUGUGCACGUGAUGAGGCUGCUGACGGGACGGUCUCUGCUCAUGUGUACACGUGAUGAGGCUGCUGACGGGACGGUCUCUGCUCACGUGUGCACGUGAUGAGGCUGCUGACGGGACGGUCUCUGCUCACGUGUGCACGUGAUGAGGCUGCUGACGGACUGUCUCUGCUCAUGUGU